AUGGCCUGCACACACAUAUUCCUCGCCGACCCCGCCAUAGACCUCGUAGUCGUCACGACCAGCACCUCCUCACACGCCCCCGUCGCCGAAGCAGCCCUCCACGCCGGCAAGCACGUCCUGGUGGAGAAGCCGUUCACGACCUCGUCCGCCUCAGCCAACCAGCUGAUCGCGCUCGCCAAAUCCAAGAACCUCGUGCUCACCGUCUACCAGAACCGGCGCUGGGACAGCGAGUUCCUGACGCUGUCGCACCUGGUGCAAGAGAAAAAGGCGCUGGGCGAGCUCACCGACGUGCAGAUCCACUACGACGUGCCGUUUCCGGCGUGGAUCCAGGGCUGGACGGACCCGCAGUAUAGCGAGGGGGAGGGCAUGAUGUUUGGGCUAGGCAGCCACAGUAUCGACCAGGCGCUGCUGCUGCUGGGACGGCCGAGCCGCGUGACGGGCUGGAUCCGGAGUCUGAGAGGGGUGGAGAGUGAAGUGGACGAUACGUUUACCGUGGUGCUCGAGUAUGAGGGGAGGCCCGUCAUGUGUACGGUCAAGACGACGGUGGUCAACGUGAUGCGGGACCCGUUGAAGUAUUUUGUGCGUGGCAGGGAGGGCACGUUUGUCAAGUUCGGCGAGUGUCGGCAGGAGGAGCAUUCGUUGAAGGGGAUGAAGGCUACGGAUGACGGGUUUGGGCGGGAUGAGGAACCGUGCUGGGGGGAGUUGACGACGAAUGAGAAGGUGGACAAUUGUCAGACCAAGGAUGAGAAGACGGGGAAAUGGAUUGGGCGCUAUCCGACAAAGACGGGGUAUUGGCGGGGGUUGUAUGAGAAUGUGGUGGCGGCUAUCAGGGGGGAGGCAGAGUUGCAGGUCAAGCCGGAGCAGUCGAGGGAUGGUAUUCGGGUUAUGGAGCUGGCGAGGCAGAGCUGGAAGGAGGGGAGGACUGUGCCCUGGAGUUGA
This is a messenger RNA of Cyphellophora europaea CBS 101466, 939 nucleotides long. RefSeq lists its product as uncharacterized. The transcript has 2 exons. Lineage: Eukaryota; Fungi; Ascomycota; Eurotiomycetes; Chaetothyriales; Cyphellophoraceae. The coding region runs from base 1 to 939 and encodes 312 amino acids. Gene Ontology annotation, molecular function: nucleotide binding. The record is from RefSeq and is a predicted model, not a curated record.